GAAAAGCUGGCCAGUAGGCAAAUCACUUUUUUGUAUGGAUGUGACCUGCAAAUAUUGGCCCUACCUCCAAAGAGUUGCAAAAAGCUGCCCAGAGCUCCAGCACCUUCUUAACAUGAAGCCCUUCCUUUCAGUCUUCCAUGCCAAAGCCCAUGAUUUUAAAUGCGAGGUGAAAUGGAGUGGGGCAUAUCAGGAUGGGGCUGGUUUAACACUAGGGGAGGAGGUGGAACAGUGCAAUGCUUUCCUGUCUAGGAUUGCAGUGACCACAAAACACAUGUCCAAACCAGGACGCACAGACAUGCUGACUCUCAUGGCCAUGCGCUGGAAUCAGCAAAAGUUCAAUAAUUUGGCCACCGCACUGAGCCGCCGUUAUCAGAAGCAAUAACAACAACAACCACAAAUGAUGUUGAUGCCUUGGCCAGCAGAAUUGAGGUGCUGGUGGCGAGUAUCAAGAGACGUAAAGAUACUGAUGGCAACAAAGGUCGUGCCAGGAUCCGCCGCAAGAUCAGGGAGGAGAAGGGGAUCUUGACAUCAGUGGUAGAGAAAUACAACAGAAUGGUUCCAAACACUGAAACUCUGUGCUUGGAAACCAUUUUGUCUGCACUGGGAGAUGGAAGAGGCAGCAGGUGGAGGACAAGACUGUGGAAGGGAGAGAUCUGUGGGGAUAAGAGAUGGAGGAGAGACAGAGGUGGCAGAAGGUGCUGGUGAACAGAUUGAGGUUUUUGUCCUUUUCUUCCUCUGUUGCAAAGACUUAGAGCAUGGCAGUGGAGGUGGAGGUGGAGAAGACUGUGGAGGAAGAACAGCUGUAAAAGUAGUAGAAGAUGGAGGAGAGAGAGAAGUUGGAGAGUGUGGGGAAGACAGAGAAACAAGGUUGAGUAUAAAUACAGUCUCGGACUCCUUUGUGAGAUACUCCGGCUGCUCCACGGCGAGGCUCUCCGGCAGGUCCUCGGUGAGGCUCUCCGACAACUCCACGGUGAGGCUCUCCAACAGCUCCACGGUGAGGCUCUCCGACAGCUCCACGGUGAGGCUCUCCGACAGCUCCACGGUGAGGCUCUCCGACAGCUCCACGGUGAGGCUCUCCGACAGCUCCACGGUGAGGCUCUCCGACAGCUCCACGGUGAGGCUCUCCGACAGCUCCACGGUGAGGCUCUCCGACAGCUCCACGUCUCGAGUACACACUGCGGUCUGCUUUCCUGCACGUCACAUGUCAACGCCGCCACUUCCGGUCAGAAGUCUACGGGAAGCCCUGCAAGUUAAAACAUGACAACAAAGGGGUCCCAACCAAGCUUCAAUAUGUGACGAGUUGGGAGUGAGAACGUGUUGUAUGUCACAAACACAUCCAAAGAGUUUUCUACUCGUGAGAAAAGCACUUGGGUGCAUUAUCAUCAGGCUGUUUUAAAGAAAUUAAAGAAUAAAACUAAAGUUUAAUUUAAAGACAAUAGACAGCAUGACUUGCUUUAGUGACAAUGUGUUUAAAACCUUUUAAACAUGUUUAAAACCGUAGGUGUAAUUGUUUUACUGAGAAGUUUUAAGUAAAAUGUAUAGGCUAUUUGUUCUUUUACAGUACACAUACUAUCUACGGGCUAGAUUAAAAUGAAAACAUUUAUUAAAUAACUACAAAAAGUAAAAACAACAUUUUUGCUCAUACUUAAAAUUUAGUUUCCUCAGAUUUGUGUGUGUGUGUGUGUGUGUGUGAGAGAGAGAGAGAGAGAGAGUCCAAAUAAUCAGCCAAAGUGCUGAUUAUUUGUCUAAAGCAAGGCUUAUUUAAAAAUGUUUAUUUGUUUGUCUUGUCAUAUCAUGUUAUGUACUUUUCAUUUAAACAAUAUUGUUUAGCACAAUGGUCAACCAUUGUUGUUUUAUUGUGCUUUAUAAAUAAAAUGAACUGAACUGAACUAAAGCAUGAUUCUGUGCACAUCUAUAUGAGUGAAUGCUGUAAAGCCAUUAACACAAGCACAAAGAGGAUACUGUCGUCCGCUGUCAGUCAGACCCCACAAUCACCUUCACUGUCAGAAGUAAAUGGAUAGUUGGUGGUUUGAAUAAUUUUUAACUUAAGACUCCUCCUUAUAAGUUUAUCUAUUCAACCUACAGAUUAGGUUGUUCUGAUCCUACAGAGGUGUUAGCAUACACACGUUGAGAUGAUAAAGAAAAACUUGCCCGGACAUAGCACCUUUUUC
Molecule: messenger RNA, 2171 nt
Organism: Onychostoma macrolepis
Lineage: Eukaryota; Metazoa; Chordata; Actinopteri; Cypriniformes; Cyprinidae
Exons: 6
Coding region: 608-1261 (217 amino acids)
Source: RefSeq, a predicted model, not a curated record